This is a messenger RNA of Stegastes partitus (bicolor damselfish), 4621 nucleotides long. It is a transcript of the gene rtn3, whose product is annotated as reticulon 3. The coding region runs from base 194 to 904 and encodes 236 amino acids. Gene Ontology annotation, biological process: neuron differentiation; endoplasmic reticulum tubular network formation; brain development. The record is from RefSeq and is a predicted model, not a curated record. Gene Ontology annotation, cellular component: neuron projection; postsynaptic density; endoplasmic reticulum membrane. The transcript has 8 exons. Lineage: Eukaryota; Metazoa; Chordata; Actinopteri; Pomacentridae.
UGUUUCCCUCCAUCUCUGCUCCUCUUUCAGUGCUCGGACGGUGCGUUAAGGUGCGGAACCGAGUCCCGCUCUUGGGGAAAAUUAAGGAAAGUCAGACGACAUUUACACCUUAAGAAGGACAGUAUAAGCCAAUUUCAGCUGAGACGACCGACAUUUAACCGCCUUUGUGCAGUUGUUUUAAACCUAAAGUAAAAUGGAUCCAAUGACUCAGUCCGCCCAGAUAUCAUCGUCGCAAGGGUUUGCCGAUGGACAAAAUUCUGCUGCCAAAGAAUCAAAGUUAUCCGAUUCCUUUCUUUCCUCUUCGCCUGUAUCUCUCAUUCAGUCUCCUCAAGUUAAGGAUCUGAUCCACUGGCGAGACCCCAAGAAGUCGGGCUUGGUAUUCGGCUUGUCCAUGCUACUGCUGCUGUCGCUGGCAGCCUUCAGCGUCAUCAGUGUGGCCUCCUACCUGCUGCUGGCCCUGCUCUGUGUCACCAUCACCUUCCGCAUCUACAAGUCUGUCGUCCAGGCCGUGCAGAAAUCUAACGAGGGGCACCCUUUCAAAGCGCUGAUAGAUAAGGAUGUCAGCAUCCCUCCAGAGACUUUCCGCAAGCACGUGGACGCCAGUCUGACCUACAUCAACCGAGCCCUGAAGCAAAUGAGCCGCCUCUUCUUGGUUGAGGACCUUGUGGACUCCCUAAAGCUGGCUGUGGUCAUGUGGCUGUUGACUUACGUAGGAGCUGUCUUCAAUGGAAUCACCAUUCUCAUCUUGGCUGACAUCCUGCUCUUUGCUGUGCCUCCUGUCUACGAGAAGAACAAGACCCAGAUUGAUCAGUACAUCGAUCUGGCACGUACUCAGAUCAACACCACAAUCGCCAAGUUGCAAGAGAAACUUCCUGGGGCUGUGAAGCGCAGCAAAACUGAAUGAUCAGACCCCACAUUAAAAGCCUCUCCAUCACCAUCAUCCUCAUCUCCAUCAUCUUAAACCCCUGUAUCUUCCUAUCUUCCCCUGUCCCUCUCCAGUUAACCCCUGUCCCCAGUCUAACUGCUCCUCCUCACUCCAUUCAACCAUCACCACCCUACUACACUGAACCUUGCUAGGUAGAAAAUCUCUGAGCUAUUCAAUAUUUAAUGUAAAACUACUGCGCAGCUUAACUUGCAAGCAUUAGAAAAGAACUGUGCCUGUGCAGACAGGAAGCACGUCGCUAGCGAGGAAGUGAUGUAACGCCGCGGCGGACCCGCCUGUCUGUGGGCGUGCCACAGGGGAAUGGAGGCAGGGUCGAGUGAACUAGACUGAAUCUAUUACCUGGUUUCGUCAUGUACAGUGAGCAGGGGGUGGAUGAUGGCUGUUUAUGUCACACAAAAAAAGCAAAUGUCUGUACUUAAAACCACGCAUUUCCCUGAAGGUAAACGGCUGAUUUAAGCUGGAAAAGUUAACGAAAAGUAAAAAUGUAAAAAAAAAGAGGAAAAAAAAAAAAGGAAAACCAACCUUUUGGGUGUUCAUUGUGGCUAGUCUUAUCCUGCUCUCUUGCUCUACAGCUGUUGUAUGGAUAAAUAAAAGUUAAUUUUUAGAAGCUGGUAAUGGGUUUGCUGUUACUGACUGGCCUGUUGUUGAGUUUGUUUCUGUUCACCUUACAGGCACUUCUGUAUGUAAGAUCCUGCAAUGCACUGAACUUUAUUUUUUUUUUAUUUUAUUUUAUUUUUUUUAAACAUGAGCAGGUUGAAAUAAAAGGAUUGGAACACUGAGCCAGCUGUGAUAAUUUGGUCUAGUUCACCCUCUUUUGAUCAGAUGCAUUUUUUUGAACAGUUUUCUCUAUGUAUAUACACUUUAAGACAACUACAGGCUCUCUCUGCUGUAAGGAACACAUUAGCCUCGCUUUUUAUAUCAAAGGAAAGUUCCCUCACUUACAGCAGUCCUAACUCCUUUUGUCGCACCUGUUCAAGUCGCAAAGUGUUGAGGUCACAUUCACUUGUAAAUUUUAAUUAUUCUAAUCACUACUUAUUACUGUUAUUGAUAUUAAUUAUAGGAUGGCUGCUUUGACUCCCUACUAGCUUGACAACAGCAUUGUAAGAGUUAUGUUAAGUGUUAUUGAGCUUAAUAAUUAUAAACAGGGGAUCUAUCAGAGUCCUCUUGAGAAAUAAAUUCCCGAUUGUUUGAUAGGUUAAGCAACACACCUUCUGAUGUGUUGCCUCAAUCCCUUCAUCUUAAAUCCCAAAACGGCUUCCCAGAUUGCCACUGUGUUGAGUUUUAAGUUUAUGGAGUGCCAAGAAUGCCACACUUUUACAGUGUUUAAUUUUAAGUUUUGAAAAAAAAUGCAAGCUCUUUUUCAGUUAUCUUCCCUAAAGACCAUUAAUACAGUUUGUUUGUUUUGUUUUUUUAAUUUCAGCAACUCUACUGUUCCUAAACUGAACAAAUUUGCUUUUUUUUUUUUUUUUUUUUACAAGAGUUGCCAAUCAGCUUCUGUUGCUUCCAUGUCGGUGAGAGUUUUAGUGUUUUUGGCAAAACACUGCUUCUGUCUUAACAAACUACUUAAAGAGGACAUAAUGUUAAGUGGAAUACAAAAGCAAAUUUUCUGUCUUUACAGUAAUCCCUUUUUUUAAAGAAAAAGAAAAUGAAAAUAAAAUAUAAAACUUCAUUUGUUGUAGCUUUUUAUAAAUGUAUCAGUGAAUUUUAUAACAAACACUGUUUAAGUCAUGACUGAAUUUGGCACAUUUGGCACUCCAUGUAAACCUCAGCAGUGAUCCGAAAAUUGGAGAUUAGGGGUUGGUAUAACAAAAUGAAUGGGUGUAGUUUGCAGAGUGUAAGUGCAGAAGAUGGAAGCAGUUUUUGGAGGGGUUAUUAUAGAGCUCUGUUUGUCACUUUGUUUUUCUUUGACUGCCAUGAAGUGCAUGUCGUAGUGUAAGCUGGAAACAGAUUUUCACCCUUUAUAUAGGCUGUAUCAUAUUCUUGACCCUGAGUUUUGUUUAAUAUGAUUACUUGUGAUUGUUUAAAUGGUGUUUUUGAACUCAGUAUAAACCAUAGUCAUAUGUUGGCACUAUCGCGCUACGUCUCAUAUUGUUUUAAGGGAUUAAUAUAUAGAUGGAAAAGAAAUGAGUCAUAUGUUAGUGUUUCUGUCCAUUUCAUUGUGCCCCAAAGUGUCUCCUCAAUACUAAAUGGCUAACAGAGGAAGGUCAUUCUUUCACUGCCUCUCAUUGCAGUAAUUAAUUGAACAAAAACUACUACGACUACUCAGACAUCUGCCUGUAUGCUGAAUGUUUUCUCUUGUGGAACAUUCCUCCCUGUGCAUGCCCUCUACUGUGUGUCAUUGCACUGUGAUCGCCUCACACGUAUCUUGAUUGAUUCCUCAUGCAUGCAUGGUGUCUCAUUCACACCUCUGGGUGGUAAAGGCAAAAUAUGCAACUUUUCUGUUGGAUGCUAGCUGUUAGCCUUCACUCUUUUAACUGGGUAGGUUUUGACCCGUGGCUGCUUGGCAGUCAUGUAGCUGUAAGCUAGCCUGAGGCUGAGAUAAGCAGCAUCUGUGCAGUUGCUACAGACACUGAGGAAGCAGACAGCGUAUGUGAAGGGUAAUCAGGCCUGCAGACAUAGUGAUAAUGUUGUUAUGCAUUCUGUACAUUUGUUUGAAUAUGAAUAAGUUGCAUAUUGUUGCUUUAAAAGGACAUGUUAUCAUUUUCAUUUGACUUAAUGCAAGCUACUGAAACACCUUUUAGUUGUUUGGUUUACAUGAAUUCUGUUUAUGUUUGGGGUCAGUUCAACCAAAUUAAAUAAUUAUAAAAAAUUCCAUACUUACCUCUUGCUGUGCAUAUGUUUUGGUUGUAUUUAAUUUCGCCUGAUUGAUGAAAUUGAAACUAUUGUUGGAAGGUCAUUUAGGCCAACUAAAAUCCGAAUUAGAAGUAUUUGUAACUAUUAUUUUAUCCGUGUUUUUUCCUUGGAGCUCCUUUCUACAAAGAAAACAUUGCUGACAGUGUGUUUUCCGAUUCAAAUACAGUGUUUCAAAAUCUGUGAGACACUAAGUAUCUGAAACUAAGUCUGAUUUCUGGAGGAAUUGUUGGCAAUCAAAUUUAUCUGCAUGCCAGAUAACACUGGAGGUAAAUUUUGUGUUUUGGGUGAGCUGAUCCUUUCAUAUUUCUCCAGCUACCGUCAAGCUCUCAGUCUGGCCUCAUCCCUCACGUGUUGUGCUUUAAAAGCUAAUUUUCUUUUCAGAUGCACUGCACCUUCAUGAUGGCCAUGUUUCUUGUGUUAGCGUGCUACCAAGGCUAGAUAGAUAAAUAAGUUGGCGUAUUUCGUUAGUGUAAUAUAUGAUAUGAAUAAAAGUCAACAUAUUUUUUCCUGUUCCUUCACAGCAUGUUGCUUUUCUUCUUUUUCCUGUUUGUCAGUGUGUUUUCAUCAGGUAUGGGAGUGUGUGACAGGACUGUGUUUGAUUUUUUUUUUGUGUCUUUGGCAUUUUGCUUUGGACUCUACUGGUAUCUAGACGUUGUUCACUAACAUCAGCUCUGUUUUGUAUUAGCUAUGACUUUGGUUCCAAUUUUUGAAGCGUUGAGAAAGAUGUUGCAGGAAAAAAGAAGAAAACUGAGAAAAAAAAGUAUGUGGUCUCUGUACUGAUGUCAAAGUGAAAUUAAUAAAAACACCUCAAAGGUCUGUUGCUUA